Psilocybe cubensis is the source of this 504-nucleotide messenger RNA. RefSeq names its product Translationally-controlled tumor protein-like protein. The record is from RefSeq and is a predicted model, not a curated record. Gene Ontology annotation, molecular function: calcium ion binding. The transcript has 7 exons. Gene Ontology annotation, cellular component: cytoplasm. Lineage: Eukaryota; Fungi; Basidiomycota; Agaricomycetes; Agaricales; Agrocybaceae. Bases 1 to 504 code for a protein of 167 amino acids.
AUGUUGUUGUACACCGACGUUAUCACCUCCGACGAACUUUUCUCUGAUGCCUUCCCUUUACAGGAAGUCGAUGGCAUCGUCUAUGAGGUAGACUGCGCGAUGGUCACUCUUGGGAGCACUAAUGUUGAUAUUGGUGCCAACCCCUCUGCUGAGGAAGCCGAAGAAGCGCUUGAGGAGGGAGCUGUUCAAGUCAACAACGUUGUCCACUCCUUCAGACUCCAGCCGACAAGCUUCGACAAGAAAUCCUAUCUUGUCUAUCUUAAGGGAUACAUGAAGGCAAUCAAAGAACAUCUGGCUGAACAUGAACCAGCUCAAGUCGAGGAGUUCGAGAAAGGCGCUCAAGCUUAUGCUAAGAAGAUCAUAGCUAACUUCAAAAAUUACGAAUUUUAUACCAGUGAAACUAUGAAUCCCGAUGGCAUGGUGGCCUUGCUGAACUACCGCGAGGAUGGUGUCACGCCAUAUUUCACUUUCUGGAAGCACGGCACCAAGACAAUCAAAUUGUAA